This is a messenger RNA of Closterium sp. NIES-67, 2840 nucleotides long. NCBI's taxonomy places the organism in Eukaryota, Viridiplantae, Streptophyta, Zygnematophyceae, Desmidiales, Closteriaceae. The record is from the annotation of a GenBank genome assembly.
GGGGCUGCAACCUCAGUCGCGAAGUCGCUAAGUAGCUUUCUCCCUCAUGCUCGCUCGCGCUUCCACCGUCUUACCUCCUCUCCGCCGAUCUCUCCCAUGCUAUCCCCGCCCCGCCGCCAUGGACUUACUUAGCCACUCGCGUCUAUACCGCACCAUCCAUGCGCCCUCACUCAUGCCCCCCUCGCGGCAUUCUCAGAACCCUGCAACCUCGAGCACGCCGGUAGCGAUGGAUCGACCUUCGGCGCUGCGUUCGGCGCUCUCUCAUGGGACUGCUUCUGGCGUUUGCGCGGGUCAGCGUGUAGGGCUCCUGCCACGUCAGCCGCAUGUCACCGCUGCAAGAGCCGCCAGGCAGCGGCAGCUCGGUGCGCAGCAUAUCGCGCUGGGGGGUUUGCGCUUGGCGGAACGGAUCCGCGCGCCACAUGCUUGCGCGUACUCCAGUCGUAUAGGCGCCUUCCCACGGGCUGUGCCUGCAGGCGGGGUUGCGCGCGCCCAGGUACCUGGCGCGGAAGACGCAGACUCCGCCUUGGCGGAUGAAGCGGAACUAGCGGAUGUUGGCGCGGACCCGGGGGAAGGCGGGCGUAGGCGGAACGGUCAGCGCAAGCCGCGGGGGGGGGCGGGGGCAGGACUCUGGCAAGAGGGGGAGGCGGUUCAGUGGGUGCGCGCGGUGCAGGCGCGGGGGGGCGAGAGCGGGGAAGGUACCAGUGGCGGAGAUCGGAGUGCGGGGACGCGGCGACCGCGGAAGGGGGAGGAGCUGGAGCUGAUGUGCGAUAGCCUUGCGUUCAAAGGUUUAGGCGUGUGCCGCGUGCCCGAGAGCGGCUUCGUGGUGCUGUGCGAGCGCGCGCUGCCGGGGGAACGGCUGGUGGCGAGAAUAGUCAAAGCCAAGCGGCAGUAUGCAGAGGCAUACAAAGUCCGCGUGCUCUCCCCCCACCACCACGCUACCACCCCCCGCUGCCAGCACUUCGGGCACUGCGGGGGCUGCCGACUGCAGAACCUGGAGUACGAGGCACAGCUGCGGAUCAAACAGGAGCAGGUAGCCGAGCUCAUGGUUCGCACUGGCAAGUUCACCCUAGCGCCGCCAUCCCCUGUAGCUCCAACCACUGCACCAGCUGCAGCAGCAGCACAAGGCCAAGCAGCAGCAGCAGCAGCGGCGGCGGCAGAAGUAGGCCUGAGAAUAGGGGAGGGAACGGAUGACGAGGUGGGAGGCAAUGCGGAGGACGCGGAGUCAAGGCAGGAGUUAAAACAGCAGCAGCAGCAGCAGCAGCAGCAGCAGGCAGAUCUUCCCGUUGAACUGAGAGACAUCAUUGGAUGUGCCGAGUCAUACCACUACCGCAACAAGAUGGAAUUCUCUUUCAACAGUCGUGUCUGGCUGCCCCCUUCCGACAUGCCCGCGAAGCAAGCACCAGCAGCAGCGGCAGCACCAGCAGCAACAGCAGCAGCAGAAGCAUCACCAGCGCAGGCAGCAGCAGCAGAGGCUGCUUAUGGAGAAAGCGGGAGUGAGAGCGAGGGGGAGGGAGCGAGAGACGAGCAGGAGGAUCCGAGGAAAAGGGAAGGGGGGGGAGAGGGGGAAGGGGGGGGAGAGGGGGGAGAGGGGGGAGAGGGGGGAGAGGGGGGAGAGGGGGAAAGGGGGAGCGAGCCAAGAGAACAGGUGCAGCAGCAGCAGCAGCAGAAGAAGAAGGGAAGGGGUGGCAGGGGCCAGAACGUGACUCCGAAUCCGGGGGGCUUUGCGCUGGGGUUGCAUGCUCCCAGGCGGUUCGACAAGGUGCUGCCUAUUGAGGAAUGUCACCUGCAGCACCCCAUUGCCAACGAGAUCCUGGCUCAUGUGCGUGAGUGGAGUGAGCAGCACCAGCACGUGCUGCCGCCGUACGACCCCAUCACACACGAGGGCGUGCUGCGACACCUCGCCAUCCGCAAGGGCCGGGAUGAGUUGACCGGCAGGGAAGAGUUCAUGGUGGUGCUGGUCACCAAGACCGACUGCCCUGACCUGCUGCAGCCUCUUGUUGAACAACUCGCCCUUGCCUUCCCUCAGAUGGUCAGCUUCAUAAUGACGGUGAACCCCUCCUUAGCGGACGCUACCCCCCCUAAUGCCCUGGAGCGGCUGCUGCAUGGGCGGAGGGUGAUCAGCGACUCGCUGCGCUCGCUGCACUUUGACAUCUCCGCCGCUUCCUUCUUCCAGACCAACUCAAGCCAGGCCGAGGUGCUGUACAAGUUGGUGGAGCAGGCAUGUGCGCUGAGGGGCGAUGGCAGCGAGCUGCUCUUGGACCUGUUCUGUGGCACCGGCACUAUCGGCCUCUCCAUGGCAUCCAAAGUGCGCCAUGUGUACGGGUUCGAGCUGGUGCCGGAGGCCAUAGCAGACGCGCGUCGCAACGCGGACCGCAACAGCAUCAGCAACGCCACGUUUCUCACCGUUGACCUCAACAAGGCCCUGCCCACCCUCCCCAGUGCUACUGCUGCUGGGAAUGGGAGACCCGAUGUUAUCAUCACAGACCCCAACCGCCCCGGCAUGCACCCACGGCUGCUGGAGCACAUGGCGGAUGUGAGCGCGCCUCGCAUCGUGUACGUCUCCUGCAACCCCGCCACCAUGGCGCGCGACCUGCACGCUCUCUGCCACCAGCUGCCCAGUGGUCGUCCAGGACCGUAUCGGCUGGUGUGGAUACAACCUGUUGAUAUGUUCCCUCACACACCACACGUGGAAUGUGUGGCUGCACUUGCACUCAGAUAGCCGUUUAUGUUCACUCAAUCACAGCCAUGGUAAUUAGCUCACCCCAAGAUGCUAAGCUUCUUAGUAGUUAAGUGAUUCACAAGAGAUGCAAAGUACAUGUUAUCAAGCCCCGUCCGUUGAA